AUGCUAUGUGCCACAGUUCCCAGCCGCGCUCUUUCAGGUGUCCGUUUUGAAGGUGACCCCUUGGACAUCAUUGAUGAAUUGCAUUUCUAUGCCAGCAGGACUGUAGCAGUUCCGCCGACCCUUUUUGAAGCCACACCAGCCAUCAGGACGCACAGACUCACUGAUAGCUGGCACCAACCGAUUCCAAAUGAGAUGAUGCCGGACCAAGCUGAACAAGAAGCUGAUCCAGAUGUCAUCCCAGAACCAACUCAAGCUCCUCCCAUUGUCCAUGAACUUUUUCGAGUCGCUGAGCAACAAGCUGCCUUUUCAGAUCUUGACAGCGAUGGAGUCAUGUACAUCAGGACUUGGUAUGUGCACCAUGUGAAUCUACAACGUUCCUCAACCUCCAAGAUCUUGGAAUUUCAUGAAGACUGGAGGCGCUGGGUGCCUGACUUGCUCAGCUCAUGGAGGGAGCAUUAUCAACCUCUUGAAGCGGUAGACUUCACAGUCGUCACACCAGACCCGUACAGGGGUUACCUCACGCAGAUUGUCCACGCAGACCUCAUUGUUUCGCAAGGAAAUUGGGCCAGGAGACAACCUGGUCUUGUCACGACGCAUUACCAAGGGAGAUUUGCACCACCGCACACUUUUGCUAUGGCGGCAUCCUUCGAGAACUCCAUCAGUGGUGUCCACAUUGCCACAGCAGGAGAUGCACUGGAUUGGUGUCUUUCUCCACAACACAGAUGCAGCAUCACAUUUGGUUGGACUCACAUUCCAUUCAAUCAUGAUUUGCUUCAUCGAAUGCAGGCGGGCCAUGGUUUCGCUUUGGUAGUUCACAAUGCAUUGACCUCGGCAAGUUCAUCCACUGACAUGGAACAGCAUGGGGCAAUUUAUGCAGCUGCCUCUGACCAGCAUGUUGCCCCGGGAGGGCAGAGCCCGGAGGCCUCCCCUGAAGAGCCCAAUGAUCCUGGCGAAAAUGAACGAGACUUUGAUCCACCACAAGAUCCACCUUCUGAUGGACCUGACCGAGAGGAUAGUGAUGUCAGCAUACACAGUGCAGACCUUGGAGUACUUGUCUACAGGCUCAAUGCUCCGGAUGCUCACUGUUUUGCUACAUGGACAACAUAUGCCUCUAUUUUGGCUGACAUUGUUCACAGCCUCCGAUUACCUCGAGAUCAAGUUCGCUGUUUUCAUCGGAUUGCCGCCACCCCAGUUGGAUUGCGGCUACCGUCUGAAGAGGCCGUCAUCCUGCAAUGUACUGAUGAUGUCGCACCAGGCUCUGAUGAGCAAUUGAUCCUUGUUGACCUGGUCGUCCACUACCAUCCCCUGGCCUCAGGUCUGGUUGUACCACCUGCAGCCCGGAGACAAGUCCUGAAGGUCAACGCUCAUCUUCACAGGGAUCAGGUUCUUCAUCUAUUACGUCUGCAUCCUUACUGCAGGAGCCAAGGUGACAGAUGCCUCAUUCACAAAAACCAUGUCUUAUGGGCAGCUGCUGAUCGUACAGUUCAUCGCAUUCUGCAUGGGGACUAUGUCAGAGUACAAGUACCACCACCGCAGAGUUCUACACUUGACACCGACCAAGCUAUUGCGCUCAGUUUGGAACAAACAAUCCUUGAAGAGUUGCCCUGCUCGGAGGCUGCUGGGCCUUCACAUCUUGCACUGAUGCAACAAGCUGCAAUUUUGUUUCAAACGUAUCAAGUUCCAGACUUUGCCCAGUGCAAAACCGACCCAACUGAACCCGAUGCAGUACAUUUCCCGCCCGAGCGUUUGGAGCGAGCUGGAGCAACUCCUUGGAGGCAAUUUAACUAUGCCAACUUUGUUCCUGGACAUCUUCAACAGCUUGCACGACUUGUUGACAGUGCCGACCUCACUGAAGUGGAAGAGGAGGGCAAGAUCGCCUAUAUUACGACAUGGUACCUGCAUCAUCUGACUCGCAAGGUCUGUCGUGAAUCACGCCCUGUGAGGCUUGUGGAUCGACCGGACACAUGGCGGGAUUUGAUAGCUGAAGUUUGGCAAGACGUCAUUCAACCUCUUGAACUCGUCCGCCUUCGACUUGUCUCUCCACAACCUCCCUGUGGCAUUUUUGAAUGCAACCAAGCUCAUGUUCUUGUUGAACAAGGCCAACGUGAUGACCACAUUUCAUUUUUGAUCACUAGCGUUGACCUUGCCUCUUCGGAUCAGCGCAGACCAACAGUCACGCAUUCCGCUCAUUCUGACGAACCCCUUCAGACUGCACUGAGCAUCAUCCACAAAGCGAAUCCACAGCACACCGGCCCUCUCGGCAGAUGUCAAGUUUUCUGGCGUGACAGACAGUUUGCUUGGCUGGAGCCUGACAUCCUGGACGAGGGCACCAACGUGAUUGUCAAAAUCACAUCGGAUGCACCCCCUGAAGAGAGUGAUGGGCAUGCACUCAUGCAGAGGACCUCAAUGACAUCUCAGCGUUCAUCUGCAGCUUCCUCUUCUUCGGGUGCUACUACCAGGGCCUUCUGCUUCAAUCCUAGGGCUGCUGAAUUUCAUCCGCAGGGAGCCAACAUCCACCUCUAUGAUGAGUUCAUGCAGGACCUGUACGAUGUCUGGGCCCAUGCUUCCUUUUCGUGGGAAAAUGAAGAGUCUACGAUGAACGUUGCGGUUUGGUUUGUAGACCACAAUUGGCAUCAGCCUCAUGGCUUCCAUUGUCGUACAGUACGACUCUGGGCCGAUCACACCACCUGGGUGAAGACCAUUGAGUCGGCGUGGACCGACCACAGAGUACCUGGAGCGUCACUUGAGCAUCAUGUUGUAGCUCCGAACCCCCAGAGUGAUGAUCGACAAAUUGGAGCGCACAUCAUCUCGAUUCAGAACCCAAAUGAGGCAUGGGUCACAUCUUUGAUGACAGUGUAUGAGGAGUUCGACUUGCACACACCUUGGAAGCAGGUGGCGGUGACAACUCAUGAACAUAUUUUGCUCGAAAACAUUUUCAGGGCCAUUGACAUUUUUCAUGUUUGUUUGGGGAGGACACCCACAUUCAUUUGUACGGCUUGGUACCAGCAAGUGCUCCUUCGACCUGGGGUUCCUCUCAUGGGUCGCAGUGGCUAUGGGAUCACAGGACGCUUGCACCGUAUUGCCAAUGCCGCACAAGAUGAGAAUGCCAAUGACCAAGAUGCCCUUCUCCAAAUCUCAGCGACACCAGGGGCGCGCCUAACACGUGGUGCGGUGGCUCAAGCCCACGGGCCCCCUGGCGACUCAAUCCAGACAUCUGCCGUCACCCUUAUUCAUGGCACUGCAGAUGAUGUACCCUUGCCCAACAUUGUUGAGGUACUCAACCCCAAUCCUACUUCCAUUCAAUCUGAACUGCAGUGCUGGGGCGUGGAAGCACAAGUCACCUUUUUUGAACAAUGCGAUGUGGCUGUUUGCUUCACGCGUGGGGCUCGACUUCCUGAUGCACAUGUAGGAGUUGUCUUCUCCGUGGCUGCGAAUGGUAUUGUUGGCCCUUACCACUUCGAGCGCACAACCAAGCCAGAUGAAGUUGAGCUCAUGAAAUUUCUUCAUCGCCAAGGACACCCCAAGGCUGUCAUCCUCGAUGUGCGUGACCUUGCUGAAGGACAACAAGCUAUAUUUUUUCAAGAACCCACCACGACAGUUUCAGAUGUGAACUUCAAGGUCAAACCGCCUCCAAGUUGGCCACCCCCACAGCCGCGAGGGAGUCACGACCCAUUCUUCAUAGCAGGUGAUCACACAGAUGCUCAACCUGAAUGCUUUUUGAAGUUGGGCGCCACUCAAGAGGAUCUCGCGAGACUCUUUGAUAGUGCGAGGGACACAUUACACACGAACUUUGAGAACCUGAAUUUGGAUGAUGACCUCUAUGCCCUGCUGUCCAACCUCCCGCUUUUGGGAGAUGACAUGCCAGACCGCUACAUCAUCUACGUUGACGGCACUUCCCAGGGGCAACAGUGUCAUCGAUCCACAGCUUGGGUUGAAGAAUGUGGGGUCUCUGAUGCUUGGGCCAUGCUGGUUCUUGCGGAAAUUUACGCCACUGAGCGAGCUGCCCCACAGUUGUUUUUAGUUGGAUGGACUGCACAACAGGUCAGAUACUCACCAGAGAGUCAGUACCAUCUUGGCGCAACCAUUGUCGGAUCGCUCACUGCGGAGAGAGAGGGCCUGACCUGGGCACUUCUGUGGCGCCUCGGGCUCAAUUCGAGAACCCCGACCCUGUUUCGGAGCGAUUCUCUUUUGACCAUUCUGCAAGCACAAGGUGCCAUUGGAACCUCUUCUGUUGAUGACUCGUUCCAGUGCCUGCGAGGAGCAUACCAAGCACUUGACCUUGCGCUUCCUGAAGAGCACCUGAGGAUUCAACAUGUUUUUGGCCACAAUCAGGAACCGUUUAAUGACUUUACGGACAUUGCGGCCAAACUUGAAGCGCACAGCAGCUUCUUCAUCCGCAGACCAGACAUUGACAUGACCACAUGGAGAACGAGAUUACCGUUCCUUUGGAUGAUUUUUGGCGAGCAGAUUGGAGGACCUGGAUUGUGUUCAGAUGGCUUUGAUGUUGCGGCACCACGCCUUCCUCUUUUGUCUGUGCCGGAGUCGCUGACGCCCUCAAUUCCAGGGGCAGAGACGAAUGUUGCCGUGACCAUGCAGUUGAGCUUUUGCACGGCAAAUGUAUUGUCGAUGUAUACACUCCCUGAUGGCUUUGCCGGCAAGCUUGGAUAUUUGGUUGAGCAAUUUCAAGCUCACGCAUUGCUCAUUGGUGGAUUGCAAGAAGCUCGCACACCCAAAGGAAUGAGUACCUGCCAGCAAAUCCUGAGGCUGUCAUCCGGAGCAAACAAAGGGCAAGGUGGUGUUGAACUAUGGAUCAAUCUACAACAGCCCUACUGCUAUGUGGAUGAACAGCCGGCUUUCUUAAAGGCUUCCUUCUUUCAAGUCCUUUGCGCUGAACCUCGAUACUUGCUUGUUCGUGUUCGAGCACCGCAUUGGAAUGCCCUGCUGCUGGUAGCUCAUGCCCCCCAUUCGGGACGACCACAACAAGAAUGCAAAGAAUGGUGGGCUCGUCUCACUGAUCUUAUCCAGCAACAACAAGGUGAACUGCCUCUUUUUGUCAUGGUUGACGCCAAUGCGGAACCAGGCGCAUCAGAUGGAACUUGCGUCCUAGGGAGCCAUCACAAGACGAGCAAGUCUACACCGAUUUGGAGGGAAUUUUUGCACACUUUUCACCUGGCCCUGCCACAGACCAGUGAUCAGCACACUGGAGGACAGGGCGCUGCCUGGCAGACUGAUGUUGAGACACAGAUCCACCAGUUCAAUGAUGCAGUGCUCACGGACCUUGCAAAAAUGUGCCCUCCAACCCGAAGGGGACCGAAGAAAUCAUUCAUCACAGACGACAUCUGGACCCUUAGAAAGUCCAAAUUGCAUCAACGACAGAAGCUUCACCAUGGUCGCAAACGACAGUCCCUUGAAGCUCUCUGGCUUUGCUUCAAAGCUUGGCGACAACAUGAUGCAUCAUUCUCGCCGGUCGCGGCGUUUAACUAUGGCACCACGCUACAUUGUGGCAUUCUACGGGCUUUUGUUGCCUUCCGGCAUUAUGCCAAACGACUCAAGACUGCCUUGCGAUUGGCGAAGUACAAAGGCAUUGUGGAACGCAUUGAUGAGCUUGGAGCUGGAGCACCCGCCUCAACCAUUCUCCAAACGCUCAGACCAUUCAUUGGUAGCAGCAAUGCCAAGGCGAGGGGCCGACAUCCCCUCCCACACCUUACCACGGAGGAUGGCCAAAUUUGCCCUGACCCGCAGGUAGCACUGGACAGAUGGAUCUCCUUCUUCAACACCAUGGAGGGGGGCGAGCGCAUGUCAGCCACAACUCAGCGCAGUCUUUGGUGGCAUAACCUCCAAGACCUUCGCGCUGAUGGAUUUUCCUUGGAUGUAGAUCAGCUGCCGACAUUGACUGACCUUGAGGCUUUUUACAGAGUCCUGAGACCGUUAGCGUUGGAAGGGAUUUGCCAAGACAAGGUCCUUGCGGCCAUUGCUCAGCGGUUAAACCUGGGACCACAUAUUUUGGCUGACCUCCACAAGCAUUUGCAGGAGCCUUGCGCUACAGCCCGCGCAGGCCUUCCCCCACAUCUCAGUCGAGCUCUUCGUGCACUGCACCUUGAUACACAUUGGCACAUCAGGGACCAGACCGACAUUUGUAGAACAACCAUUGGCACGAGGCCUGGUGAUGCCUUUGCUGACGUGGUCUUUGGCUAUUUGUGGUCCCGGGUCCUUGACUCCUUCAUCCAAGCUGUCAAAGUUGAUGAGGUCUUUGAUACAUUUCCAGCAGAUCAGGGCCCGUGUCUCUACAACUCCGAAGUCGAGAAGGGCAUGUUGCCGAAGCCUUUCAUCGGGCCUUGUUGGAUGGAUGAUCUAUGUAUAGCGCUCAGUGCUGACUGUGGGAGCACGCUGAUCAAGAAGGUUCACAAGGUCACUGGAGAGCUGCUUGAUCAAUGCCUUGCACAUGCAAUGACGCCGAACUUGUCGGCAGGCAAGACGGAGCUCUUGUUCUCGCUUCGAGGCAAUGGUGCCCGUCAGCUGCGAGUUCAACUUUAUGGACCUUCGGCUCCGCGACAGCUCUCCAUUGUUGGCGAGUACCACACGCACUUUGUGCGCUUGGUUCAACAAUACACCCACCUUGGUGGGGUACUUCAUCACAGUGGAGACCUUCGCUCCGAAAUCAGACGACGCUUAGGUGUUGCGCAUGCGGCUUUUACACAGCACCGCAAGUUGCUCUUUGCCAACAAGCAGUUUAGUCUGAAGCGCCGUGUUGAACUUUUCCAGAGUUUAGUGCUCAGCAAACUCACGUAUGGCACAGAGUCUUGGACAUUCCCUGACAUCAAGAUCAAAGAAUACCUCCAUUCCGCAGUCAUUCGCCUCUACAGACGCUUGUUGUGCGUUGCAGGGGACCAACAUCACACAGAUGAUCAGAUACUGGCGGCAACGGGCUUGCCAUCACCGUCUGAAUUGUUUCGCAUUCAGAGAUUGCGCUAUCUCGGCACACUCUAUGGUUGCCGGCAUUUGGUCGACUGGGGGCUUUUGAAUGCUGACCAUGCAUGGGUCACUUUGGUUGAAGACGACUUGCGUUGGUUGGGCUUUCAGCUUUUGGAUGCCACGCAUUUACGUCCUCCUGAACAACAUGUACAAGAAUGGCUCGACAUAGCCCACCAUCAUCCACGAUAUUGGAAGAGACUCAUUCGCCGUGGAGUUCAGCACUCUGUCAAACAAAGACACAGAGAGCAGCAGCUUAUCCAGUUUCAUCAAGGUAUCUGUAGGUUUAUGCGGGCUCAGGGACUUCUUCCACCACAAGGGCCUGCUGACCCUCCUGAUGCUGACCGUUGCUCAGACCAAGCCUUUGGUUGCAUGUUUUGUGGCUGCAGUCAAAGGACGAAAGGAGGCGAAGGGGCCCACCAAAACAGAGUUCAUGGCUGGGUGAACCCUGUGCGGCAUCUAUAUGAGAGCACGCAGUGUCACAGCUGCAUGAAGGAAUACCACACGGCCACCAAAUUGAAGGCCCAUUUGCUGCAUUCUACGAACUGCCGCCAAGUGCUUUUCGGUUCAGGGGUUCGUUACCAACCCAUGCCUGGCAGUGGGUCGACACGGGAGGGUGACAUCGAGAAGCUCCAUGAUCGACUUCUUCCACCCCUCCAAGUCUUUGGACCUCAACAGCAGUAUUUGGCUCUGCGUGAUUUUGAUGGCAUCGAUUGGAACCUUCAUGAUGACUGCUGCCUGCUUUUUCUUGAUGCUGCCACAGUAGAGGAUGCGAUCCUUGGUGUGCGACACCGUGUUCAACAACAUCCCAUUUCAUGGACUAUGUGCCGGAGGACGCUCUUACAGUUGGCGGCUACAAUUGCUGAGCAUGCCCAUGAAGAUGCCCUUCAGCAUCUCAAUAGUCAGCUUUUGGGAGCAAAGUUGCUGCACUUGUCCACGCCUGACAGCUGGUCGUUUUUGUCUGGACACAAGAUUGCUUCUGAAGACCCUGUUGGCCUUGGACAACUGGAGACGGAACUCCUGGGGUGCCUGACACCACCAGACAUUUUGAUUGACAACUCAUUCCUCCAAGUCUGCAGAGAUCUGACGGUGACGAAGUUCACCAAUGUACUUGGUCAGGAUUAUGCGGGUUGA
Cladocopium goreaui is the source of this 8103-nucleotide messenger RNA. The record is from the annotation of a GenBank genome assembly. Lineage: Eukaryota; Dinophyceae; Suessiales; Symbiodiniaceae.